CAUGUCCCGCGGACAGAAGACAGUGAGCGAGGAGGUGGAGGGCCUGUUGGCGCAGACGCAGACCGAAGAUGAGGAGGUGAAGGACCUGAUUCGCGCCAUCGCCAACAACACGUCUGAGCCACGCGCAAACUUUCAGUUCAAACGGAUCAGCGAUGGUGGAAUGCGCGCACUUGCAGUGGCUGUCAAGGACAACACCACCGUCACAAGACUCAACCUGAGCAGCAACCACAUCAGCCCCAAGGGCGCUGCGGCGUUGGCACAAGGGCUGAAGCACAACAAGACCAUCGCGCGGCUCAACUUGCACUGGACGGUGCUGUGGCGUGACAACGGCGUGCUCCGUGUCGACAAGACGCGGCUGUGGGUGGACGAACACCUGCUGUCGCCCGAUGACCUGGUCGCCAAAUGUGGCCCUCUCCUGCCAGUCCUCGGCCUGCAGGACCACUACGACAUCUUCGCAACCGCGGGCCCUGGACGAUAUCAACCUGGAGACGAGACUUUCUUUUCUUCCGUGGUUGCAUUCGAUUGCAUUGAUUGA
Molecule: messenger RNA, 535 nt
Organism: Salpingoeca rosetta
Lineage: Eukaryota; Choanoflagellata; Craspedida; Salpingoecidae
Exons: 6
Molecular function (GO): protein binding
Source: RefSeq, a predicted model, not a curated record